GAGUUUGCAGGUUGAAUGAAUUUCUGAUAGCGUGAUUGAGAGUGAUGGACGCAGGCCUCUAAAUUAACAGCAAAAAGGAUGUACACAUUUUACCAACUACUUGCUUUGCAGCUCCUAAUCUGUCACUCUUUUUCUCUCUCUUAGCUCUCCUUUUUCACACUCUUUUUAACUCUCUACAAGACGAUCUAUUUCUACUUGUGGAAAUGUGUGAGUCUUGAGAGCUCCAAUAACAGAAACUCUCCUUCAGAUCUCUCUUUUUUCAGGUGAGCUCCAGGGAACUGUACCAACAAAAUCAUGGGCUCUAAGCAUAACCCAUCUGGCAACAGGACGCGAAGCCCAGUGUCUAUAUUCAUUGUGAUUGGUUUGUGCUGUUUCUUUUACAUAUUGGGAGCAUGGCAGAGAAGUGGUUUUGGAAAGGGAGAUAGCAUAGCCUUGGAAAUAACCAAGCAAACAGACUGCAAUAUCAUUUCCAAUUUGAACUUCGAAACUCAUCACAAUAAUGUUGACAUUAUUGAACCCUCUCAACUAAAAGUGGAAGUAUUUAAGCCUUGUGAUGAUAAAUACACUGACUAUACUCCUUGCCAAGAACAAGACCGAGCAAUGAAAUUCCCGAGGGAGAAUAUGAUAUACAGAGAAAGACAUUGCCCUGAGGAAGAGGAAAAAUUGCAUUGUCUUAUUCCAGCACCCAAAGGGUAUAAGACUCCAUUUCCAUGGCCAAAAGGCCGUGAUUAUGUUCACUAUGCUAAUGUUCCUCAUAAAAGCCUGACAGUUGAGAAAGCUGUCCAGAACUGGGUGCAAUUUCAGGGAGAUGUAUUCAAAUUUCCUGGUGGAGGAACAAUGUUCCCUCAAGGGGCAGAUGCAUACAUCGACGAACUUGCUUCAGUUAUCCCGAUUGCUGAUGGCUCUGUCAGAACAGCAUUGGAUACUGGUUGUGGGGUUGCAAGCUGGGGUGCAUACCUGCUAAAGCGAAAUGUUUUGCCUAUGUCAUUUGCACCACGGGACAAUCAUGAAGCGCAAGUACAGUUUGCAUUGGAGCGAGGUGUACCUGCCAUAAUUGGUGUUCUUGGAAGUAUACGCCUGCCUUACCCAGCAAGAGCCUUUGAUAUGGCUCAGUGCUCUCGAUGUUUGAUACCAUGGACAUCAAAUGAUGGGAUGUACCUAAUGGAAGUUGAUAGAGUUCUGAGACCUGGUGGAUACUGGAUUUUAUCUGGCCCUCCAAUUAAUUGGAAGACUUACUACAAAACAUGGAAACGGAGUAAGGAAGAACUGCAGGCUGAGCAAAGAACCAUUGAAGAGAUGGCUGAACAACUUUGCUGGAAGAAGGUAUAUGAGAAGGGAGAUCUUGCCAUCUUUAGAAAGAAAAUAAAUGCCAAAUCCUGCCGAAGGAAGUCUGCCAAUGUAUGUGAAUCCAAAGAUGCUGAUGAUGUCUGGUAUAAGAAAAUGGAAACAUGUGUAACCCCUUACCCUGAGGUUACCAGUGCAAAUGAAGUGGCUGGUGGGGAACUGAAGAAGUUUCCAGCAAGGCUUUUUGCUAUCCCUCCUCGCAUAGCUGCUGGACUUGUUGAAGGGGUCACAGUUGAAUCUUACGAAGAGGACAGCAAACUAUGGAAAAAGCAUGUAAAUACUUACAAGAGGAUCAAUAAAUUACUUGGCACAACAAGAUACAGGAACAUAAUGGAUAUGAAUGCAGGCCUUGGUGGUUUUGCUGCAGCUCUUGAAUCACCAAAAUCAUGGGUGAUGAAUGUUGUGCCUACUAUCGCCAAGAACACUUUAGGUGUUAUUUACGAGAGAGGCCUGAUUGGUAUAUAUCAUGACUGGUGUGAAGGCUUUUCUACUUACCCGAGGACAUACGAUUUCAUCCAUGCCAGUGGUGUAUUCAGCUUGUACCAGAACAUGUGCAAACUGGAAGACAUCCUUCUGGAGAUGGAUAGGAUCUUGCGGCCAGAAGGAGCAGUCAUGUUCCGUGAUGAAGUAGAUGUCCUCAUCAAGGUGAAGAAGAUCGCCAAAGGCAUGCGAUGGGAUACCCACAUGAUGGAUCAUGAGGAUGGACCCCUGGUGCCAGAAAAGAUACUAGUUGUUGUCAAACAGUACUGGGUGGGAGGUGGAGACAACAGCACAUCUGCAGACUGAAUAGGCCUCACCAUUAAUUGGGGUGAAGAUUAAAGCAAGGUUAUCACACCAAAAUGGAGAUUACUUUGCAGUGGGGUGGAAACUUUUUUAGAGUUGAUAUUCCUGGAAAACAACACGGGCACAUGCUUUAAGCUAUUUAAUGUAGAGGAUAUAUGUAAAAUUGUGUUAUUGGAAUGUGAUUCUGGAAGUAGAAAUGGAGAACCAAGAUUUGUGUAGCCAUGAAAUAAUUAGAACACUGUUAGAGUGAUGAUGUUAAGUUGCUCUCAAGUCUCAAACCCAAAUUGUCCAGUUGUAGUCCUUGGGUUAAGCCUAUUGGGCCCAAUAUUUUGCCAUCCAUUAAGCUUUUGCUGGUGAAAAGAAUGAAUUAUUUUCAAUA
Molecule: messenger RNA, 2506 nt
Organism: Vitis riparia (riverbank grape)
Lineage: Eukaryota; Viridiplantae; Streptophyta; Magnoliopsida; Vitales; Vitaceae
Product: probable methyltransferase PMT14
Exons: 7
Coding region: 295-2130 (611 amino acids)
Cellular component (GO): trans-Golgi network; endosome; cytoplasm
Molecular function (GO): methyltransferase activity
Source: RefSeq, a predicted model, not a curated record